AUGACUUGGGGAUUUGUUACGUGUGGCCCAAAUGAGGCUCUCGUUGUUUCUGGGUGCUGUUAUUCCAAGCCGCUACUAGUUCCUGGCGGCCGAGCAUUUGUUUGGCCUGCCAUCCAGCGUGUUCAAAAAAUAUCACUUAACACAAUGACACUACAAGUGGAAUCACCAACUGUCUACACAAGCCAAGGUGUACCAAUCUCAGUAACCGGAAUUGCACAGGUGAAGAUCCAGGGUCAAAAUGCGGAGAUGCUGCUUUCAGCAUGUGAGCAGUUUCUUGGCAAAUCAGAACAGGAGAUUCAACAUAUAGCACUUGUCACCCUAGAAGGUCACCAGCGAGCUAUUAUGGGAUCAAUGACUGUGGAGGAAAUAUACAAAGAUCGCAAAAUUUUUUCUAAAAAGGUGUUUGAAGUGGCAUCCAGCGAUCUGAUCAAUAUGGGGAUCACAGUUGUGUCAUAUACCCUCAAGGACAUUCGAGAUGAAGAGGGCUACUUAAAAGCGCUGGGUAUGGCUAGAACGGCGGAAGUUAAGCGGGACGCCCGCAUCGGCGAGGCUGAGGCGCAAGCGGAGGCGAAGAUCAAGGAGGCCAUGGCGGAGGAGCAGCGCAUGGCCGCCAGGUUCCUCAACGACACCGAGAUAGCGAAGGCGCAGCGGGACUUCGAGCUGAAGAAAGCCGCGUACGACGUGGAAGUGCAAACGAAAAAGGCCGAAGCCGAGAUGGCGUACGAAUUGCAAGCGGCCAAAACGAAACAACGCAUCAAGGAGGAGCAGAUGCAGAUAGCCGUCGUGGAGCGCACGCAGGAGAUAAACGUGCAGCGGUGGGAAGUGCAGAGGCGUGAGAAGGAACUGGAGGCGACUGUACGCAGGCCGGCGGAGGCGGAAAAGUUUAAAUUGGAGAAGUUGGCCGAAGCGCACAGACUUAAGACCGUCCUAGAGGCGGAAGCGGAAGCGGAGGCGGUGAAAGUGCGCGGAGAGGCAGAAGCUUAUGCCAUAAAAGCCAAAGCGGCGGCGGACGCCGAACAAAUGGCGAAGAAGGCUGAGGCGUGGAAGGAAUACGGCUCAGCGGCGAUGGUCGAUAUGAUGCUCGAAACUUUGCCCAAGGUGGCCGCCGAGGUGGCCGCGCCGCUGUCGCAGGCGCGCAAGGUGACCAUGGUCUCCUGCGGCGGCGGCGAGGUGGGCGCCGCCAAGCUCACCGGCGAGGUGCUCACCAUCGUGCAGUGCAUACCGGAGCUCGUCAAGGGCGUCACCGGCGUGGACAUCUCCAAGGUCAAGGGUCUCCGCGCCGUU
Messenger RNA from Iphiclides podalirius (scarce swallowtail), 1284 nucleotides. Lineage: Eukaryota; Metazoa; Arthropoda; Insecta; Lepidoptera; Papilionidae. The record is from the annotation of a GenBank genome assembly.